Molecule: messenger RNA, 369 nt
Organism: Paramecium tetraurelia
Lineage: Eukaryota; Ciliophora; Oligohymenophorea; Peniculida; Parameciidae
Exons: 2
Source: RefSeq, a predicted model, not a curated record
AUGGGAUAAGUACUUCUAGACCUUAGAAUUGGAUUUCACAAAUGCUAAAUCUGCUUAAUUUGUCUUAAACUUAAAGUUUCCACCUUGAUAUUGCAAAUCAAAUUAGUGUUGUUGUAAGGUUAAAUUAUUUUUCCCUUACACUUAGAUUAUGCAAAGGAAAAGGUAAUCAAAAUUGGGUUAAGAAUGUCUUUAAUGGUUUGGUAAGAAUACACUCACAUGUGCAUGUUGGGAAUACUGAAAUAGGAGAGGAAUGCAGUUUUUAUUCUUAAAGGAGCAAAAGGUGGGGAUGGAAAGAAUUUGGAUGGGUUUAUAAUAAAAGUAAUUGGACACGUUUCGGGAUGGUAAUUCUAUAAGGAGGAUGUUGAAUGA